Phragmites australis (common reed) is the source of this 2161-nucleotide messenger RNA. Its product is annotated as 70 kDa peptidyl-prolyl isomerase-like. Gene Ontology annotation, molecular function: peptidyl-prolyl cis-trans isomerase activity; protein binding. Gene Ontology annotation, biological process: protein peptidyl-prolyl isomerization. The transcript is spliced from 11 exons. Lineage: Eukaryota; Viridiplantae; Streptophyta; Magnoliopsida; Poales; Poaceae. The coding region runs from base 103 to 1881 and encodes 592 amino acids. Gene Ontology annotation, cellular component: cytoplasm. The record is from RefSeq and is a predicted model, not a curated record.
CGACCUCGCUCCGGUGGCGAACGAGUCGCGGAACCAGCAAGAGCGCACAAUUAACUCGGGAGCAUUUCGUUGGUUGAUUGAUCUUUCCCAGCCGGAGAACCGAUGGCGGACGACGCGUACGACCUCCCCGGCGUCGGCGAGGAGGAGGAGGAGGUGAUGGGGGACCUGGAGGAGGACGAGGCCAUGAAGGACCUCGACGGCGGCGACGACGGGGACGAUGAGGACAACUUCCCGGGGACGAUGAAGGUCGGGGAGGAGAAGGAGAUCGGGAAGCAGGGGCUCAAGAAGAAGCUCGUCAAGGAGGGCGAGGGUUGGGACCGCCCCGAGACCGGCGACGAGGUCGAAGUUCAUUACACGGGCACCCUUCUUGAUGGAACGAAGUUCGAUUCGAGCCGUGACCGUGGAACCCCCUUCAAGUUCAAGCUCGGGCAAGGGCAAGUGAUAAAAGGAUGGGACCUCGGCAUCAAGACCAUGAAGAAGGGCGAGAACGCAGUAUUCACCAUCCCGCCUGAGCUUGCCUACGGCGAGACUGGCUCAUCGCCAACUAUCCCUCCAAACGCGACGCUCCAGUUCGAUGUCGAGCUUCUGUCCUGGGCCAGCGUCAAAGACAUCUGCAAGGACGGUGGUAUCUUCAAGAAGAUCCUUGUUGAAGGCGAGAAAUGGGAGAACCCCAAGGACCUAGACGAAGUUUUCGUUAAGUACAAUGCGAGGCUCGAGGAUGGAACUACUGUGUCCAAGUCUGAUGGUGUUGAAUUUGCCGUCAAAGAUGGCUACUUCUGCCCGGCACUCUCCAAGGCUGUGAAGACCAUGAAGAAGGGUGAAAAGGUGCUACUCACUGUCAAGCCACAAUAUGGAUUUGGCGAGCAAGGAAGACCGGCUUCAGGAGAUGAAGGUGCUGUUCCACCAAACGCAACUCUGCAUAUUGAUCUCGAGCUGGUCUCUUGGAAGACUGUGACACUGAUCGGUGAUGACAAGAGGAUCUUGAAGAAGGUCCUCAAGGAAGGCGAAGGCUAUGAGCGCCCUAACGAUGGGGCAAUUGUGAGAGUGAGGCUUAUCGGCAAGUUGGAGGACGACACUGUGUUUGUCAAGAAAGGGCAUGAUGGUGACGAGCCGUUUGAGUUCAGGACCGAUGAGGAGCAGGUCAUCGAAGGGUUUGACAGGACAGUGGUUACUAUGAAGAAAGGAGAGGUUGCGCUGGCGAGAAUACCACCUGAACAUGCUUUUGGAUCCACUGAGACGAAGCAGGAUCUUGCCGUGGUUCCUCCUAACUCCACUGUCUUCUAUGAAGUGGAGCUUGUUUCCUUCGAGAAGGAGAAAGAAUCUUGGGAUUUGAAGAGCAACGUUGAGAAGAUUGAAGCAGCUGCCAAAAAGAAAGAUGAAGGCAAUGCGUGGUUCAAGAUGGGAAAGUAUGCCAAGGCCUCCAAGAGAUAUGAAAAGGCUGCAAAGUACAUUGAGUAUGACAGCUCCUUCAGCGAGGAUGAGAAGAAACAAUCUAAAGCUCUGAAGAUCAGUUGCAAGCUCAACAACGCGGCGUGCAAGCUGAAACUGAAAGAGUACAGAGAAGCAGAGAAACUAUGCACAAAGGUUUUGGAACUGGAGAGCACAAAUGUUAAGGCCCUGUACAGAAGGGCGCAGGCAUACAUUGAGCUUGUUGAUCUGGAGCUGGCAGAGUUGGAUAUCAAGAAAGCCCUGGAAAUUGAUCCCGAUAACAGGGAUGUGAAGCUGGUGUACAAGACCCUAAAGGAGAAGAUGAAAGAGUACAACAGACGAGACGCCAAGUUCUACGGCAACAUGUUUGCGAAAUGGAGGAAGCUGGAGCACAUGGACAAGGUGCCUGGGAAGCAGGAACCUCAGCCCAAGGCCAUAGACAGCGCUGCAUAAAAGCUCUACGCCUUGUCGCAAGGCCGUGUUACUACCGACUGGUUUCCAUGCUUUAACUACGUGGAUCAGAGGAGAACGGUUUAGCCAUCUCUACUGUCACCUGUGUCGUCUGUCACUUCGUGUAUGCUGCGGCGUUGUACCCAUAUGUACCCAUCUCCGUUCUACGGUGCACUAGACUAUGCUAUAAUAGACAAUAGAUCUACUGUAUAAUUUUAUGGUCGUCCUGCAAUGAUAUUUCUCCUCGUAUCAGUUAUGAAUCGAGCAUGGAUUUUGAGUUGUA